AUGAUGUUCAACACUCUUUGUCUGUACAAGUUUUAUCUGUUCUUCACCCAAAUAUCCCUUUGCCCCAAGCUCUCUCGCAACCCAGAUGUCGCUCUGCUUUUAAAUUCAACCACGACCAACGCCUACUAUCCUUCGCCUUGCUUUAUCCAAACGGCGGAGCAAAAGUCGACGGUGGAGAUAGACCAAAUGCCUCCGCGUGGAGUUCACCAUCGGCGUGCCCACUCCGAUACAACUUUCCGUUUCGACGAUCUUCUCCUCUUCGACCCUUCCGAUGUCGAUCUUUCCUCCCUUGACCUCCCGGCGUCAACCUCCAAUCCCACCCCGCCCCCUGUCAUCCCCGUUCCUACCGAUUCCUCCGAUGACUCCUCCUCCAACGGUCAGCCCUCCCGCAGCAACCCUAAGCGCAUAUCUUACCAUGUCCGUAGUCUUUCUUUUGAUUCUGAUUUCUUCGACGGAUUCGGAUUGACUGAGCCCGCAAAUUCCGGAGGAGCUGGAGAUGAGAAAUUUGGCGGGAAAGGAGGGGACGGAGAGAAGAGGGUUCACCAUAGGCAUAGGCAUAGUAACUCGAUGGAUGGUACGGCUUCGUUUAAGAUUGAGCCUUUGAUGGCCGUUGACGGUGCUAAGAAGGCUAUUGCUCCUGAUAGACUCGCUGAGCUUGCCCUUAUUGAUCCCAAGAGAGCUAAAAGGAUUCUGGCUAACAGACAAUCGGCGGCUCGAUCAAAGGAGAGGAAGAUUCGAUACACCAGUGAGCUGGAGAGGAAAGUUCAGACCCUUCAAACAGAAGCUACCAAUUUCUCCGCUCAGGUCACAAUGUUAGAGAGAGACACUACUGGAUUGACUACUGAGAAUAAGGAACUCAAAUUACGGCUAGAGGCCAUGGAGCAACAAGCUCAGCUUAGAGACGCUUUAAAUGAAGCGCUGAGGGAAGAAGUGCAACGGCUUAAGAUACAAGCCGGUCAAAUGUCAGCUCUUAAUGGGAACCCUUUCAAUGGCGGACUGCCCCAAUUUUUCCCUCACCAACCAUCUCUGCAACACUUCAGCGGCCACCAAACCCCACAGCAGCAGAUGCCUCAGUCAUCCACCAACGACGGGCAGCCACAGCCUUGGUUCAUGGAUUUUAACCGGGGAGCAUAGUUUGAUGUUGGAAGAGAAUGCUCAGAAAACAUAAGAAGAUGCAUAUCUUGUACAAAGUAUACAUGUAAAUGUAUCAUAGGUUAGGGUUGUGAAAGAGUGCUACUAGGAUCGGUCUGUAUCAUAGGUUUCAUGACUUUAUUACCACCAAUAAUAAGGGUAAGAGAAAUGAGGGCUGGUAUGAUCUUCACUUAAUAUACUAUAGAGUUUCAUACUCAGCAGUCUCUUUUUCUCAUUACAACAAAAACAUCGAUGCUUGUGUAACUUAGAUUCUGAAUUGAAUAUUACAAUAAAGGAUAUCUUCCGUUUUUAGCUCAA
Molecule: messenger RNA, 1449 nt
Organism: Hibiscus syriacus
Lineage: Eukaryota; Viridiplantae; Streptophyta; Magnoliopsida; Malvales; Malvaceae
Product: transcription factor VIP1-like
Exons: 5
Coding region: 1-1134 (377 amino acids)
Biological process (GO): regulation of DNA-templated transcription
Cellular component (GO): nucleus
Molecular function (GO): DNA-binding transcription factor activity
Source: RefSeq, a predicted model, not a curated record